Striga hermonthica is the source of this 984-nucleotide messenger RNA. The record is from the annotation of a GenBank genome assembly. Lineage: Eukaryota; Viridiplantae; Streptophyta; Magnoliopsida; Lamiales; Orobanchaceae.
AUGCCGAGAGCUCCGACCAAACCCGGUCUUAUCGGAUUGCUCAACCGGAUCCUCGGCCGGCCUACGCCGGUCAUCCACCACCGUCGCCGGUACUUGCAAACCCUAGCUUUUGAAGAGAUCAAAUCGUCAUCAGAAAAGCCACACGAGUUCACAGCGUUCGUACUCCACGGCCUCCUCGGCUCCGGCCGGAACUGGCGUUCCUUCUCUCGGUCCCUUGCCUCCUACCUCGCCCCCGCCCAGUGGAGGAUGAUUCUUGUCGACCUGAGAAAUCAUGGGAAGUCAGCUGAAAUAGAAGGAUUCUUGCCCCCUCAUGACCUUGAAAAUGCUGCGAAAGAUCUGUCAGAUUUGGUGAAAUCCGAAGGUUGGGAUUGGCCGGAUGUUGUAAUUGGACACUCUAUGGGCGGAAAGGUAGCUCUGCAGUUUGCCCAAAGUUGUGCCCAAGGGCACUAUGGAGAUAAUGUUAGCUUGCCCAAAAAGCUAUGGGUGCUGGACUCGGUCCCUGGGAAAGUGAUCCAAGAUAAUAGUGACGGUGAAGUAGAAAAAGUUUUGAAGACAUUGCAGAGUCUGCCUUCAACUAUACCAUCGAGGAAGUGGCUGGUAGAUCACAUGCUGGAGCUUGGGUUCUCGAAGUCUCUAUCGGAAUGGAUAGGUAGCAACCUCAAGAAAUCGGGAGAACAUGUGACAUGGGCUUUCAAUCUUGAUGGGGCUGUUCAGAUGUUCAAUUCUUAUAGAGAGAUGGACUAUUGGCCACUGCUGGAGCACACGCCAAAAGACAUGGAAAUCUCCAUUGUGCGUGCCGAGAAAAGCGAUAGAUGGGACCCAGAUUGUAUAAGGCAGCUUGAACACGUUUCUUCUAAGCGUGCAGAUGAUAAUGAGGGGAAGGUCUCGGUUCAUGUGCUGCCUAAUGCGGGGCACUGGGUGCAUGUGGACAAUCCUAAGGGGCUCCUUGAGAUUGUGGCUCCAGAUGUUGCGUCUGUUGUUUAG